AUGUUCGAUCCAGGAUCUUACCGUCCUAACCAUGACCCACCAGCCGGGAUGGAGCCAUAUGAUCUUCCUAGAGAAGGAGAUUUAGGAGCCCUCAGUAAUGCUCAACAGGGAGCAACAAAUAAGCUCAAAGCCCAAACUCGGUUAAAUAAUGAGCAUUAUUUACGAAAACAUCCAGAAAUAAAAUACAUGAUAACUGCAUUUCUGAGAGAUAUUUUAACAAAACAGCCUGAAGAUGCUAGAGAACAUUUUGUUGUCCAAAUCUUGAGUCGAAUAUAG
Molecule: messenger RNA, 276 nt
Organism: Schistosoma intercalatum
Lineage: Eukaryota; Metazoa; Platyhelminthes; Trematoda; Strigeidida; Schistosomatidae
Source: the annotation of a GenBank genome assembly